Molecule: messenger RNA, 2019 nt
Organism: Pollicipes pollicipes
Lineage: Eukaryota; Metazoa; Arthropoda; Thecostraca; Pollicipedomorpha; Pollicipedidae
Product: uridine phosphorylase 1
Exons: 7
Coding region: 410-1462 (350 amino acids)
Biological process (GO): nucleotide catabolic process; uridine catabolic process
Cellular component (GO): cytosol; cytoplasm
Molecular function (GO): uridine phosphorylase activity
Source: RefSeq, a predicted model, not a curated record
UGUAAAAUUGCGUAGAGUUGUUGGGCUUCCUCGUUGGAAGCCGCUUUUGUAUAUUUAGUUGGAAAGUUUUGAUCGAAGAAUAUUUUGGAAUCGUUGCCGCACUUUAUCCGUACCUUUUAUCAAUAUACCACACUUUAUUACCAUAUCACACUCAAACCGAACUUGAUCGUGUGGUUCGUCAUAUUAGUCGGCUCCGCCAAUAGAAAACCUAAAUCAUCUUAAGCCAUCUAAACAACGUUCCACGACCUAUCAAACGCCCCUUGGGCUGACAGCCGCCAGUGAGAUCUGGCCUGUAAUCGGUCAGCGUUCGGGUCUUGCUAAGACAGGUCACGCUCCUGCUGGGACCAAGGUCGCUGGUGUGUGGACGCAGCCUCUGCGAGCCCCCAGCCUGCGUUCACGAGAUCGCGUCAUGUCAUCGGAAGCCGGGACUACGCAAGAGCCGAGGGAUGAGGAGGCUCCCGUCCGCUUGCGCAACCCGCACGUGGCCGAGAUGAAGUCGGACAUUCUCUACCACCUGGCGCUGGGCUCUGGGUCGCACGACCUGCAGGCCAUGUUCGGUGACGUGAAGUUCGUCUGCAUGGGCGGCACUCCGCGGCGCAUGAAGCAGUUCGCGCACUUCAUCAUGGGCGAGAUCGGCUUCGAGCUGCCGACGGGUACCCAGUUGCUGGACAUCUCGCAGCUCUCCUACCGCUACUCCAUGUACAAAGUCGGCCCGGUCAUCUCGGUCAGCCACGGCAUGGGCAUCCCCAGCGUGGGCAUCCUGCUGCACGAGAUGAUCAAGCUGAUGUACCACGCCAAGGCCAAAAACCCCACCUUCUUCCGGCUGGGCACGUGCGGCGGCAUCGGCAUCGAGGGCGGCAACCUGGUCAUCACGGAGAGCGCCGUGGACGGCAUGAUGAGGCCCUUCCUCGAGCAGCCGGUGCUCGGCGAGCUUCAGCAGCGGGAGGGCAUCUUGGACAAGGAGCUGGCGGACGAGCUGAAGACCCUCUCUAAACCCGAUGACCCCUGGAGCACGCACGUCGGCCGCACCAUGUGCACGACAGACUUCUAUGAGGGUCAGGGUCGGCUAGACGGAGCAUUUUGUGAUUACACGGAACGGGACAAACUGGACUUCCUCGAGAACAUCCACAAACAGGGCAUCUUGAACAUGGAGAUGGAGUCGCUCAUGUUCGCCGCGCUGUGUCAUCACGCUGGUAUCAGAGCCGGCGUCAUCUGCGUCACGCUGUUGGACAGGCUGAAGGGAGACCAGGUCUCGGCCGACAAGAAGACUCUGAACGAGUGGCAAGAAUACCCGCAGCGCCUGGUGGCACGCUACAUACGGCGCCGCAUGAAGGAGGCGUCCCCGUCACUCACGCAGUCUGUCCACCACCCGCUCAGUCCCGGCGAGUCGGGUGUAAUCCGCUCCAUCUCCCAACUGAAUCUCACUCGGCAGACAUCCGAGCAGGUCAACAGCUGCGAGUGAGCGAGGCCGCCACCCGUGCGGGAGAUGGCGCUGGCGGUCAAAGUAUAGGUGGCAGCCGUGAAGCCCUUCACGACAGUUGGCCGAGGUGAAUCAGUUUGUGAAUAUAUUUGUGUGUACUUACACCAGUUUGGCAUUUUUAGGCUGUGUUGUGCGUGUCAAUAUGGGUUUUCGUGGCCGAAGAAGGUUUGCGAGCUAGGAGUGUUGGAACCCUGCUAGCAGUAAGCCAAUCCAAAGGGCAAUGUAGCAUUCCACGUGCGAUGCACCAGAGGGUUUGGCUUUGCGGCUCGCUCUGAGUUGGUUUUAUGGAGCCGAGUGUUAUAUCUGUCUGUCCCGGUGACUUGCUGAGGCCUACAUUUGAACGCGAAUUUUCCAGGAAAACAUGCUGGUUGCUGGAAUGGAAGAUGCGUCUUACAGAAUAUGUAAUAAAACGCACCGGUGCACCUGUUGCAACAAGUGUACAAGGCGUGGAUUUAGCCCAGAGCCAGAGUAAUCGUGGAGUUCAUGGAACGGUGUUAUUCGUGUGUAGUAAUCCGUCAAAAUACACCUGAGUCGUCUGA